Molecule: messenger RNA, 1038 nt
Organism: Candidozyma haemuli
Lineage: Eukaryota; Fungi; Ascomycota; Pichiomycetes; Serinales; Metschnikowiaceae
Exons: 1
Coding region: 1-1038 (345 amino acids)
Source: RefSeq, a predicted model, not a curated record
AUGUCGUUUUUUAAAUCUAUCCAAGAGUCGCUCCCUAAGGUCGAUCUCGACAACAUCACCAAGUCGUUCCAGAACAGCGGUAAGGCUGUCCUGGAGUACUCAGAACAGUUCAAAGAGUCAAUUCAGCCCUUCACGGCCAAGACCCAGAACUUGAUCUCUACCCAAUUGCACCAGGUUCAGCUGUUGGCUCAGACCCACAUUGGCUCUAACAUUGAAGUCAGUGAGUUGCCAAAUGACUACUUGGACUUGGAGAAGAGCUGCGACUUAUUGUUGAAGUUGUACACCGACUUGAUCCAGUACACCAACGAGACCUAUGGCGUCAUCAGCUACGAUUAUCCUCCUGGUAACACUGCUAUCUCCAAGAUCCGUGAUGCCAACGUUGGUGGCAUCUUCUCGAGCAAGUUCAACCAGUUGAAGAACGUGUCUACCCCACAAGAAAUGGAGAAGGUGCUCUUGGGCGGUGACGACAAGAAGGCCGAGGAAGAAGAGGAAACCGUGGAGGUCCAGACCAUUUCUGCUCAGUUGCCAAAGACUCUUUACGGUCAAUUGGCUGCCAUUGCCAGCAAGCACAGCGAGGAGUUCAGCGAAUCAUCGAACACCUUGUCCUUCGCUCUCUUGAAGAUCUCUUCUAUUUACACUGAGAUUGCCACCUCUAGAUUGGAGCAGGACAAGAAGGUCAUUGCUGAGUUGAACCAUGCUUUGGUGAAGAUCUUGAACGAACAGUUCAUCAAGGUGAACGAGUUGAGAAAGCGUGUCUACAGCGCCAGACUGGAGUUUGACUUGGCCAGAUCCAAGAAAUCUAACACCAGCCAGGAUGAGGAUGACGAUGAGUUGAUUGCCAAGGAGGAUGAGUUGGUUAGCGCUACCGAGGUUGCCGUUUUGGAGAUGAGAAAGCUCUUGAAGCCAUCUAAGAACGUCGACCUCUUGAAGGUGUUCAUUAAGAUCCAGAAGGAGCACUUGGAAGUCAGUGCGAAGAAGUUGGGCUCUCUCUUGUCUGAGUUGGACAAGAUUGAGUUCAAGGACGAGGAUGACGAGUAG